GCCGCGGCUGCGGCGCGGGGCCGGCGCAGCGCCCUCCCCUCGGCGGCUCGGGCCGGGCCGGGCGAGGCGGAGCGGGAGCGGGGGAGCGCGGAAGAGGAGAGGAGAGGAGAGCAGAGGAGAGGAGGCGGCCGGAGCGGGGGAGCGCGGAAGAGAGGAGAGGAGGCGGCCGGAGCGGGGGAGCGCGGCAGGAGGAGAGGAGGCAGGAGCGCGGCAGGAGGGAGCGCGCAAGGCGGCGGCGCGGAGGGAGGGAGGCAGCGAGGCGCCCGGCGCCCUGCUCCGCGCACGGCGGGGCGCAGCCAGCCGCCCCCCAGCCCCGCGCCCGGCCGCACCAUGAAGGCGGCCGUGGACCUCAAGCCCACGCUCACCAUCAUCAAGACGGAGAAGGUGGACAUCGAGCUCUUCCCCUCCCCCGAUAUGGAAUGUGCGGACGUGCCUUUGUUAACCCCCAGCAGCAAAGAAAUGAUGUCUCAGGCGUUGAAGGCCACCUUCAGUGGCUUCGCAAAAGAGCAGCAGCGGCUGGGAAUCCCCAAAGAUCCCCAGCAGUGGACGGAGACGCACGUGCGGGACUGGGUGAUGUGGGCGGUGAACGAGUUUAGCCUCAAGGGUGUGGAUUUCCAGAAGUUCUGCAUGAACGGAGCUGCCCUCUGCGCCCUGGGCAAGGAGUGCUUCCUGGAGCUAGCGCCCGACUUUGUGGGAGAUAUCCUCUGGGAACACUUGGAGAUCCUGCAGAAAGAAGAGGUGAAACCGUACCCAGCAAAUGGAGUGAAUGCAGCAUAUCCAGAAUCCCGCUAUACUUCAGACUACUUCAUUAGUUAUGGCAUCGAGCACGCGCAGUGCGUGCCUCCCUCAGAGUUCUCCGAGCCCAGCUUCAUCACCGAGUCCUACCAGACCCUCCAUCCCAUCAGCUCCGAGGAGCUCCUGUCCCUCAAGUACGAGAACGACUAUCCCUCGGUCAUCCUGCGGGACCCUGUGCAGACGGACUCCCUGCAGACAGACUACUUCACGAUCAAGCAAGAAGUGGUCACGCCAGAUAACAUGUGCAUGGGCCGUGCCAGCCGAGGUAAGCUGGGCGGCCAGGACUCCUUUGAGAGCAUAGAGAGCUACGACAGCUGCGACCGCCUGACGCAGUCCUGGAGCAGCCAGUCCUCCUUCCAGAGCCUCCAGCGCGUCCCCUCCUACGACAGCUUUGACUCGGAGGACUACCCCGCCGCCUUGCCCAACCACAAGCCCAAGGGCACCUUCAAGGACUAUGUUCGCGAUCGGGCCGAUAUGAACAAGGACAAGCCCGUCAUUCCUGCUGCUGCCCUGGCUGGCUACACAGGCAGCGGCCCCAUCCAGCUGUGGCAAUUCCUGCUGGAACUGCUCACCGACAAGUCCUGUCAAUCCUUCAUCAGCUGGACGGGCGAUGGCUGGGAAUUCAAGCUUUCCGACCCGGAUGAGGUGGCCCGGCGGUGGGGCAAGCGGAAAAACAAGCCCAAGAUGAACUACGAGAAGCUGAGCCGCGGCCUGCGCUACUACUACGACAAGAACAUCAUCCACAAGACGGCCGGGAAGCGCUACGUCUACCGCUUCGUCUGCGACCUGCAGAGCCUGCUGGGCUACACGCCCGAGGAGCUCCACGCCAUGCUGGACGUCAAGCCCGACGCCGACGAGUGAAGCCGGCCCACCGGCGCCUCGCGUCGCUCCGGAGAGUCGGCGGGACUUUUUUUAUUUUUUUGGGCCAUUUGUUUUCCUUUUCUUUUUUUUUUUCAAUUUUUUUAAAGAGCAACUCAGAUUUGAUGCUUUGAGGAUGUUGGGAGAGAGGGUGGCGGAAGAGUCAAUGCUUUUGCCUGGAACCAAAAACCUUUGGUUCGGAGAGAGAUGGGCUUUUGAUUUUUUUUUUUUUUUUUCUGGAAAGCUCCGAGACAGGCUUUUUUUGGGAUGAAAUUCUGAGUUUUAAGGAAGCCAGAAAAAUGUAGCUCACUUUAAAAAACAAACAGAAAAAAAACCCCAACCCCUCCGCAUCCCUUGCUGUAUAGAACAAAUAUUAAGAAACGGAUCCCUUCGGUUAUCGUGUUUUUAGCACAACAAACUGACAGUUCAGGAAAUGGCAAUAUUCCUAGGGAUUUGAGGAUUUUAAACUUUUUUGGGGGGGGAGGGAUAGGGAAAACAAAAGUGAGUGAAACUUCCUGUUUUGGGGAGGGGCAAUAGAGAAAACGAAGAACCGUUUGUCCUUCUUGUUACGUUGCCUUUCUGUCCAUGGUCUUCUUUUCUACAAAAGACAGAAUUUUUUGCUAGGAGGGAUCAAGACUUUUUUUUUUGUUUUUAAUUUGUUAAAAUUUUAUUUUAUUAAAUUUUGUGCCAGUAUUUUUUUUUUAAAUAGUCUUAAGCUCUAAGAUGGUCUCAGUAUUGCAAUAUUGUGUGUGUUCGUUUCUGUUAUGCCAGCAGAGAGUUUUAUCACAGCGAGGAAAGGAAAAAAAAAAUCAGUUUAUGUAGACCCCACCGGAGAAGCGUAGCGCUGUGGCUCACGAUCUCUGAAUCGUAUGUGAAGGAAAAUUAAUCCCAAAGCGCCUAUAGGGAUGCUGGCUGGGUGUGCCGCUCUUGCUCGGAGUCCCGCGUGCUUUGCUCUGUCGUUUGCUGAUAAAGCUGGAAAUUUCUGAGAGCGCUUUUUUUUGUUGUUGCUGUUGUUAAAAAUAGGUCUUUUUUUUUUCCCUGACAUCUGCGUUUUGUGCACAAAACGGCUUUCCAAAAUGUGUCAGGAGGCGCGUUGAACAUGUCAUUCACAUUUUCCAAAUAGGAUUUUUUUUCUUUUUUUUUUUUUUGGAAAGGAACGCCUUGGUGCUUUGGAGAACUUUUUCUGAGGGGCGAGGGAGGAAAAGGGAGGAAUUUCCACAUUUUUUCUUGCAAACGGGGCUCCCUCCGUCCGCGAACCCUUGGCGGGAGCAGCUUGAGGAGGAGAAGGAGGAGGAGGAGGAGGAGCGGGCACCCCCCCGACACCAGAUCCAUGCGGAUCGGCCUGGGGGAUCGGGGCUUUGCACCCCGAGACCAUCUGGGUGUUUUAUUUCUCAAGUCAGUAUUAUGCAUUUGAGCCAAAAGUACCUUUUUUCGGGGGGGAACAAGGCGGCCAAGGACGAGCUCCGGCCGCGGGUGAUGGGAGCAGGCAGCGUUUCGGGGGGAGGAAGUUGUGUUUUGGGACCCCCGGGCUGGGCUUCGCGUGAUCCCGCCGGGCGCAGGAAUGGACAGGGCGGGAUGGACGGGAAGGCAGGGAAAGAGGAUAGCAGGAAGGAGAACGGAGCGUGCACCAAAGGGAAAAAAAAGGGAAGCUGCCCCCGGGGAGGUGAAAUCGCCCCCGGGCUCCGCGAGCGCCCUUGGAGCGGGAGGCAGAAGCGGAGUGGAGCGCAGUGAUUUCCCGCAGCCGGCCGCGGAGGCAAGGGGCGCUUCCGAGGCUGGAAAAGGGAAUCGAGCGGGCCGUGACAGCCCCGAAAUGCUCGUCAGGACACCAGCAAACCAUAGGACAUGCCGGCUGGGUAGCGGCUCCGCUUCGGCCCGAGCGCCCUUUCCAAGCGGAAAACAGGGAUAACGCUUUAUUCCGGCUGGAAAAAACACAGGUGCGGGUAGCGCCCCCGGCCAGGCGCUCAUUUUCCUUAAAGGUUUCCCAAAUGUAGCUGUCGGCACCCGGCGAUCCGCUCAGCCGGAGCCCGGCGAGCGCUUAGAGCGGGCAAGCACCGGGAAGCGGCUCCGGUUUCGGGAAGCCGGCCCUGGCCGGCACCGUGGCGAUUUGCCCUUCUCCGCUACUUCUUCCCGCCCGGGGGGGCCGGGGGGGCUGUUCAUACACUGGAAAUUGGCCGGUUUGUCUGCUUUGGGGUUCGUUGCUUGCUUUUUUUUGGGGCGGCGUUUCCGGGCUGGUUCCUUUGCGCGGGGCGAGCGUCACCUCGGCGGGUGCUCGCGGCACUCGGAUUUUAGUUUUGGCUUUUUUGUGCCGCCGCUUCCCCGUGUUUUUUGCGGCUCGCUCUUGCUGGCUUGUUCGCCGGCCCGCUGGCUUUUUUUUAGGGGAAUUGCCCAAAGGGGCCGUUUCGCAGUUCAGGGGUAUUUUGUGCGCAGAGCAAGCGGGUGCAUCCAGCCUUGUUGCUCCCUCCCUCGCCGCCCGUGCCGGUGCAAAGCCGCGCGCGUGCCAAGCCUAGCUCCGAUCUAUUUCCACGCUGCUACCAUCCAGGUCCGCACGCGUCGCUCCGGAAAAACAGCAAAGCAGGGCAAAAAUCCGCAGAUACCUAAAUUCUCCAAUGAUUUCACUCUCCAUUGCCCGAGCCCCCCAAGCAGCAUCUCCCCCAAGAGCAUCUCCCCUGGCUUCUCGGCGCGCUCCGCUCGCUGGUGGGGUCUACGUAACCUCGGUCGAGCUUGUCUACAUUCCAAAGAGGUUUUUAAAGAGAUGAGAAAUCUAUGUAUACGUAUAUGUUAUAACGGAAUAUCUCCAGGAAUUAACUGCCUCAGUGUUAAAAAAAAAAAAAAAAUUAAUGUCUUUUUGUUCUGUUCUGUUUUUACACAUGGGAUUUUUUUUUUAAGCUGAUAAACAUAGAAGAGAAAAAAAAAGAGAUUGUUAUAUUGUGCUGUUCGACUAUUUUCCAACUUGUAUUUUCAUAUAAUUUAUAUUUUUUAAAAGUGGAAAAAAAUUUUAAAAGCGAGAUUACAAAAAAAGGAAAAAGCAGGUGCUUUUUAAAAAAACUGAGCUGAGGUAGCUUAGAGAUGUAGCGAUGUGUGUGUGUGUCCGUGUGUUGUGUUUGUUUUUUUUUUUAAAGAAUACAAAAAAAGUCCCUCCUACAUCGAAUCCUUAAAGAAGGAGGGGGUCGGUCUUGUUUUAAUUGCUGAUGCUGGCACAUCAUUUUGCUGGAGAGUUUUUUAUAUACUGUAGCCUUAUUUCAUAUCGUAUUUUAAACCAUGUGAAAUUAAAAGAAGAAUAAUUCAUA
Messenger RNA from Dromaius novaehollandiae (emu), 4940 nucleotides. It is a transcript of the gene ETS1, whose product is annotated as ETS proto-oncogene 1, transcription factor. The coding region runs from base 331 to 1656 and encodes 441 amino acids. Gene Ontology annotation, molecular function: DNA-binding transcription factor activity, RNA polymerase II-specific; sequence-specific DNA binding. Lineage: Eukaryota; Metazoa; Chordata; Aves; Casuariiformes; Dromaiidae. Gene Ontology annotation, biological process: regulation of transcription by RNA polymerase II; cell differentiation. Gene Ontology annotation, cellular component: nucleus. The transcript is spliced from 8 exons. The record is from RefSeq and is a predicted model, not a curated record.